This is a messenger RNA of Sesamum indicum (sesame), 828 nucleotides long. Its product is annotated as major pollen allergen Ole e 1. The record is from RefSeq and is a predicted model, not a curated record. NCBI's taxonomy places the organism in Eukaryota, Viridiplantae, Streptophyta, Magnoliopsida, Lamiales, Pedaliaceae.
UUCAUUUCAUACUGAAAUUAGUAGUAAUAGCUAACUAGUUGUCGCCCUGUCUGUCCUUCCUAUCUCCUUACGAUUUUGGAAAAACUGAAUUUAGCGUGAUGGGGUUAUAUGUGUGAGGGAGAGUUUGUUUUGGCGAUGCACAUUGAGACUGGCCUCAAUUACCACAAGCUAAAAACCACCGACCCAAAUAUAUACCCAUCCCUCCCUCCACACUCUCGCAACAUAAUUACACUAAUCAAUAAUUAAUUAAUCCUUUCGAAAUUACAGUAAGUGAAGAAAAGAAUAUAAGAUCAUACUCAAGAUGUCAUGUCUAACGCGACUCUUUGCCGGGGCCCUGUGCUUGUUGUGUUUUUCCAGCGUCGUUCGCGCUACAACUCCUGAAUUCUUCGUCGUGGGAGAGGUGUACUGCGAGGUCUGCCGCAUCAAUUUCAUUAAUAAACUCAGUGAGCCUAUGCCAGGGGCAAAGGUGAAAUUGGAAUGCAGAGGCGAGGAAACGGGGAACAUAACAUACACACAAGAAGGCGUAACGAAUGAGGCGGGACAGUAUCGGUUGAAGGUGGAAGGCGAUCAUGAGGAAGAGGAAUGCGGGAUCACGCUGGUGAAAAGUGGUAGAGCAGACUGUGACGAGAUUCCGAACGAGGGGUGGGCGAGCAAGCCAUCUUCACUAAUCACACUCACCAAGAACAAUGGGUUUCAUGGGAGCUCACGCUACGCCAAUCCUCUUGGCUUCACCAAGAAGAAAGCCAACCACGAAUGUGCAGAACUCAUCAAGGAGCUUGAAAUAGAUCCUGAUCAUCCUUAAAUUCUAAUUAAUAAUUCCAUUGAUUA